This is a messenger RNA of Menidia menidia (Atlantic silverside), 5113 nucleotides long. The record is from the annotation of a GenBank genome assembly. Lineage: Eukaryota; Metazoa; Chordata; Actinopteri; Atheriniformes; Atherinopsidae.
CUGAUUGGAGACAGGUUUCAUGAUUGGCACUUCUUUUGAGUCACAACUUUGGUGCCCCAACUUUGAAACAUUUGGAAAUAUUCCAUUAAGCUUCUACCAUUAUGAAUUCAAUUUUUCUUAAAUAAGAACAUCCAUCAGUCUUUAUCUAUACAGUAUCUUAAUUGGUUAUUAUAUCAAUACAGAUCAAAGACAUAGUAGUUCUGACACAAAAGAACAAUCAUGUCUGUGUGAUUGGGGAGUUAAAUCUCAUGAAUCAAAGCUUACCUGGAAUUAAUGAGGUCACUUUACUCUCAAGACAAGUCAAAUUUUGUUCAGCUUGACUUUCUUGGGCACCCGUAUGAGAGCCUUGUUACCAAGGCAGCCAGGAAGAAGCUGUGAAGGGAGCGGACCGUUAUGGCUGUUUUUCAAAGUUAGCUUCGUUUUUCUAUAACUGGACCUCACAGUUUUGUUUUUGUUUUUUUCGAAGCAAAAGGACUAUGUACAAUAUAUUAUUUAUACACAUAAUAUGUUACCCUUAAAAUGUCACCAAUUGUUUAUUGUCCGAAUCGAAACGUUGCGUUUUGUUAGCUAAUCAAGUGUUACUGUGAGUUUCGCUAUGUGCGAGAUGCGAGUACUUAAAGUUUGUGAAACAUGAGAAAUGUGAGUUACGUUUUCGUUUAUUUAAAUCUUUGUCAUAGGCAUGGCAAUCGUCGCUUUUGUGGAAAGCUUUUAGCUCCGAGGUUUACGAUUUUCUUUUGUGAAACAGAGAUCUGAAUAACAAACACAGAAGGUUUUUUUUCUUCUGAGGGCAUAUAGAUUUUCCAUUAUUUUCACUAUACAUCCCUGUAUUGCUUGUCACUGCACUGUGGCAGCUAUGGAUGUUAGAAUUGAUUGAAUAGCCUGUCAAACUGGCGUCAUGGGCACAGCAUCUUCUUUGGUGAGCCCAGGAGAGGUGAUUGAGGACGGUUAUGGGGGUGAAAGAGGGGAAGCCUGUGAGAUACCGGUUGAAGUUAAGCCCAAAGCCCGACUCCUGCGCAGCUCAUUCCGCCGAGGACCCCGGGUGAUUGGGGCUAGUUUCAAAUCUACUGGAUCUGUGGACCUCGAGUACGCUGCAGAGUAUGAGAGACUCCGCAAAGAGUACGAAAUCUUCCGUGUCAGCAAGAAUAAUGAGAUCUCGUCCAUGCAAAAGAAGGAGGCCAAGCUGGAUGAGGAGAACAAGCGGCUGAGAGCAGAGCUACAGGCCCUACAGAAGACCUACCAGAAGAUUCUACGGGAGAAAGAAGGCGCCCUUGAGGCCAAGUACCAAGCUAUGGAGAGGGCCGCCACAUUUGAGCAUGACAGGGAUAAAGUAAAACGGCAGUUUAAGAUUUUCCGUGAGACAAAAGAGAAGGAAAUACAGGAUCUCCUUCGGGCUAAGAGAGAUUUGGAGGCCAAACUGCAGCAGUUGCAGACUCAAGGCAUACACAUCUAUGAUCCAAAUGACUCGGACUCAGAUGACAACCAAACAACUGUGACUGCUGCAGGAACCCAAUGUGACUAUUGGACUGGUGGGGUGCUGGGAAGUGAGCCCUCCAUGGGUAGUAUGAUGCAGCUGCAACAAACCUUCAGAGGACCCGAGUUUGCACACAGUUUGAUAGAUGUAGAAGGACCCUUUGCAAAUGUGAGCAGAGACGACUGGGACGCUGCAGUGGCCAGUCUGCUUCAGGUAUCACCUCAUGUGCCUCAGGCCUUAUGGAGUAACACAGUGCGCUGCUACUUAAUUUCUGCCCAGGACACCAAAGCAGAGCUGGAUAUUUUUAUUAAGAAGCACUCUUGGGCUCUAAGGCGAAUGUGUGAGGGUCUGGGCCAUUUCUACCUGAAUGUCUGCUUCUGUGAGGAGGCUGCCGCUUCAUAUGUCAUGGAGCGCAAACAGGAGAUCGAAAGGAGUUCUGUGUGUGUGCUUCUUCUCAAAUCUACUGUCACCAGCUCAAUUGUAGAAGAUUGUGAAGAAGCUUUUGUGAAGAAUCCAGAUGGCCAUUCACUGGUACUAUACCUCAGGACUGAAAAAGAUCACAAUUUGCCUGGACCCAUUAGACAGCUAUUAGAAAAGGUUAAUGCUGCAGACAAGGCUGCUAAAAUCAAGGUGAUUGAUCAUUGUGGCACAACAGAAGAGGGGGCGAACCUGAUUCAUGCUCAACUAGAGAAGGUCAUCAAGCAGGAGUUGCUGGGUUUUGAAGGAGCAGAUGUUGACUCUAAGGACUCUGCCGUAGAUGAAGGGCAAGAAGAGGACUCAGGAGAUGUGCUGUGGGACCUGCGUGAUGAGCAGGAGCAGACUGAGGCAUAUCAUCAGGCUUGUAGCAGCACCACCACCCAAUUAGGCUUCCAAAAAUACCUAGAUCGUUUGAAUGACAUGAUUGCUGCCCCCCCUCCCACCCCACCUCUGCUAGUAUCUGGUGGUCCAGGCUCAGGGAAGUCUCUGUUGCUCUCCAAAUGGAUCGAGUUGCAGCAGAAGCAAUCCCCCAACACCUUGUUCCUUUAUCAUUUUGUUGGUCAACCUCUCUCCGCAAGCUCAGAGUCAGUUCUCAUUAUCAAACGUCUCACAGUCAAACUGCUGCAGCACUUUUGGUCCAUUUCGGGUUUGUCCAUGGAUCCCAGUAAGAUCUUGGAGGAGUUUCCACGAUGGCUCGAAAGAUUAUCAGCACGCCAUCAGGGAAACAUUAUCAUUAUUAUUGACUCUAUUGACCAAAUACAGCAAGCGGAGAGACACAUGAAGUGGCUGAUUGACCCCCUCCCUGUCAAUGUCAGAGUGGUGGUGUCUGUCAACGUAGAGACAUGUCCUCAAGCUUGGCGGUUGUGGCCCACACUCCACUUAGACCCACUUAGUCCCAGAGAAGUGAGGAGUGUAGUCAAUACAGAGUGCCAGGCCAUGGACCUCAGACUCACCAAGGAUCAGGAGAAGAAACUGGAAAGGCAUUGUCGCUCCGCAUCGACCUGCAAUGCUUUAUAUGUCACACUGCUGGCUCGGAUGAUCACCAGUGCUAGAUCUUGCUGGUCACUGGACGAGAGCCUGGAGCAGUGUCUACAGUGUCACGACACCAUGUCACUCUACCGCCUGAGUCUCAAGAUGAUGUUGAACUCCUUCAGCACAGAAAGAGAGCGACUUAUAAUGAGAGAGAUGCUGUGCAUUGUAUAUGCCAGCCACAAUGGAGUAAGUGAAUCAGAAGUAUUAGAUCUUUUCCCAGAGCUGGAGUUGCCUUUGUUGUCCUCUCUGCUUCACCACUUGAAUAGACUCUGCAUUGUAACCCUUCGUUGUGGACUCAUCAGGUAUCAACACCUGCAGGCUUGGGAGGCAGUGAGGCUGGAGUUCCUGGGUGGAGGAAGUAGCUCUGCUGCUUACAGGGAGAAACUCAUCCAUUACUUCAACCAACAGCUCAGCCAGGACCGCGUGACAUGGCGUGUUGCAGACGAGCUUCCAUGGCUGCUCCAACAGCAGGAGGACAGAACUAAACUACAGCUCAGUCUUUUGAAUCUAUUUGUCUCCCAAAACCUUUACAAGAGGGGUCAUUUCUCUGAGUUGCUCGCCUAUUGGCAGUACGUGGGCAAAGACAAAAACUCCAUGGCUUCUGAGUACUUUGACUCUCUAAAAAGCUAUGAGAAGACCUGCGAAAGUGAAGAUGGCAUGACUAAACUUGCAAACUUGUAUGAGACUUUGGGACGUUUCCUCAAAGAUCUUGGCCUUCCUAGUCAGGCUGUUGCCCCGUUGCAGAGGUCUCUUGAGAUCAGAGAGACAGCCCUGGAUCCGGACCAUCCCAGCGUCGCUCGCUCUCUGCACCAGCUGGCAGGACUUUAUGUCCAGUGGAAGAAAUAUGGCAACGCUGAACAGCUGUACAAGCAAGCACUCGAGAUAAGUGAGAAUGCCUACGGUGCAGAGCACGCCAGCGUGGCACGAGAGCUGGAGUCACUCGCUAUGCUCUAUCAGAAGCAAAACAAGUUUGAACAAGCUGAAAAACUAAGGAAGAGGUCGGUGAAAAUCCGUCAGAAGACCGCUCGACAGAAAGGUCAUAUGUAUGGCUUCACUUUGUUGAGGCGCAGAGCCCUCCAGCUUGAAGAGCUAACCCUGGGCAAAGACUCUGCAGACUGUUCCAAGACUCUCAAUGAACUGGGUGUCCUGUACUACCUCCAAAACAACCUAGAUGCAGCCAAAGUGUUCCUUACUCGCUCUUUAGAGAUGCGUCAGCGCGUCCUUGGGCCAGAUCACCCAGACUGCGCACAGUCCCUAAACAAUCUGGCAGCACUGCACACUGAAAGGAAGGACUACAAGACAGCAGAAGACAUGUAUGAAAGAGCGCUGGACAUCCGCAAGAAAGCCUUGUCACCAGACCACCCCUCUUUGGCGUACACACUCAAACACCUGGCCAUGCUCUACAAACGCAGAGGGAAACUUGAGAAGGCAGUUCCACUUUAUGAACUGUCUCUGGAGAUAAGAGAAAAAAGCUUUGGGCCUAAGCAUCCCAGUGUGGCCACAGCUCUAGUCAACCUAGCAGUAAUCUACUGCCAACUGAAGAAACAUGGUGAUGCAUUGCCUCUAUAUGAACGGGCUCUUAAAGUCUAUGAAGAUAGUUUGGGGCGCUCACAUCCUCGUGUUGGAGAGACUCUGAAAAACUUGGCAGUGCUGAGCUAUGAAGAGGGUGACUUUGAGAGGGCAGCAGAACUUUACAAGCGUGCAAUGGAAAUUAAAGAGGCAGAGCCGUCAUUAGUGUGUGGCAACGCCCCAUCUCGUCAUUCCUCCAGUGGAGACACAUUCAGUCUGAGGGGGCCAGCUCCCCUCCCACAAGCCCCGAGGUGACUCUGUUAGUAGUUAUUGCCAAUAAUCAGUAAAGGCUGUUCUGGCAGCUUCAAACUGCGAGAGAGUCGCAUAAAUAUAAAAUGCUGGUUUUCCCCACAAAGGAAAUCAUGCGGGGAGAAUUCACACUGUGAAUAUUGUUUAAGACAUUUCUGUGAAGCAAAAACACUCAAGCGCACAUGAGGUUUUUAUUUUUUUAAAUAAUCAAGUAUUUAGCUUGAAAAGCAGUAGAAGAUAAGUUUGACAAAGCCAUAUGUAGAGAGGCACCCAUUGUGGUAGUAGGACCUAUGGCUGUACUUUUAAGUCAAAUGU